GCCUGAAACAAGAAAAAUAUAAUGCAGUCACCACAUCUAAGGUGAAGGCAGAAAUGCAUGUGACGCUUCCUCACAGUUACCCUACAAAGGAGCCACAGUUGUUUGUCCGAUCGGAUUUUUUAGAAAAGCAGCAACAUAAUGAUCUUAACAAAUGCUUGUCAUCCUUCAUCAGUUCAUUGGACCGCGGGGAUCUGUGCAUCAUGAACGCCGUACAGUGGCUGAAAGACAACCUCCCCUCUUACAUACAGAACACCAAGCACAGUUCUGAGCAUGAAUCAAACUUGGAACGAGUUAGAACUUUCCAUCGAAUGUGGAUUUACAGCCACCAUAUAUAUCGCCAGGAAUUAAAGAAGAAGAUCUUGGACUGUGCAAAGUGCCUGAAUCUGACUGGUUUCUGUUUGACAGGAAAGCCAGGCAUUAUAUGUGUAGAAGGGGAGAAGGAUCAAUGUGAAGAGUUCUGGCGUGACAUCCGCUAUCCUAAUUGGAAGCAUAUCUCCUGUAAACAUGCUGAGACCAUGGAAGUGACCGGCAUCAUAGAUAACCUGCGUCUGUUCUCUUCCUUUGAAGAACUGAUAUUUGCUGCUCAUGGAGACUAUGGACUAAGGAAUGAUUAUCAUAUGGACCUUGGGCAGUUCUUUGAUUAUCUUAAACAGCAUCAAAGUGAGCACAUUUUUCAGAUACUGUUUGGCAUUGAGGGG
This is a messenger RNA of Staurois parvus, 698 nucleotides long. The record is from the annotation of a GenBank genome assembly. Lineage: Eukaryota; Metazoa; Chordata; Amphibia; Anura; Ranidae.